Messenger RNA from Diaporthe amygdali, 1269 nucleotides. RefSeq lists its product as uncharacterized. Bases 1 to 1269 code for a protein of 422 amino acids. Lineage: Eukaryota; Fungi; Ascomycota; Sordariomycetes; Diaporthales; Diaporthaceae. The record is from RefSeq and is a predicted model, not a curated record. The transcript has 5 exons.
AUGACCCAAUACAAACCUCUCCAGAAACGUUCCCCCGGCCGUCACCGCUGGUCUUCGACUUGGUGGUGGCAGGAAAUCAUUAGUAUCAUCGCCAGUUUUGGCUGUAUGAUCGCAGUUGUUGUAAUUUUGAGGACGAUGCAAGACAAGCAGAUGGAUCAUUGGACUUUCUUUGUAGGUAUAUCAUCCUUCCUUCUCUGGGACGUCUUCGCUGAGCCUAGAAAUAUCGGUAUAGCAGCAUGUAUCGGUCAAUGGAAGUGGGUCUACAUUAGUUCCAAGAGAAGGAGGCUUUUGGAUAUCGACAUUAUCGAAGACGCCUCCCGAGGGCCCCUGGGUUCCCUGCAAAUGAUUGCCACAAUCCCUUGGGGCUGGGCGACACUUGGAGCUAUUAUCACAGUCUUGGGCCUGGGCAUCGAUACCUUCGCACAACAAGUCAUCAGUACCGAGGCGGUGACCGAUUGGGUCAACGAUGGCACAGCCAGUUUCAAAUUUGCCCAUGACUACUUCACCGGUGUCAAGGUAAGCGUCGGCGGUGGUUAUUGGAUACCUGAUCGCAACAUACGCCACCCAACAUUGCAAUGGGACCUUGCCUACGAACUGCACAACGACCACCCCUGGCAACUAUUUGUCAUCACGUGCGCCAGCCACCUUCCCAAUACUUUUACGUUUGGCAGCACGGAGAAAAUCCACCUAGAAGAGGGCUACGUCAUCUCUGAUGCCCAUAAAAGCGAUAACAGUAACCACAUAUUGUUCAACACCACAGGCCUCCCGGAAUUCCGAGUGUCGAUCCUAGAUCUGGCUGCUUUACUCGAUUGUUUUCCAUCCGACUCCUUCAGCGGCACGCUCGUGGACGGUGAGGAAAUGCCGGUAUUCGCCCAAGGUAUUACAGCCGCUAUCCGCAGCCCAGAAAAAAACAUAUCCUCUUUACUGGACUCGAUGGCGCUCAGUAUGACCGACCAGCUGCGCACGAGUGUCAACGCGACAAUAGCACCCGGCCUUACCGCGAAGUCCGUAUUGCUCGUCCGAAUCCAGUGGGCCUGGCUUGUCCUUCCUUUCUUCGUGGUCCUUGCAUCCGCAGCCUUCCUGAUUGCGGAAAUGGCCGAGAGCAGGCGAACCCGGGACGUCAUGUUGUGGAAAUCUACGGCUACGUCAAUGCUCUUCCACUCUGUAAAGCCGGCUGAGGGGGUUAUGCGGAUGGAUGUUCAAAGUCCCAAGCAGCUUCAGGGAAUGGUCAAGAAUACCAGUGUGAAGCUAGAUCCUCCUUCACAUUAA